AUUGUUCAGUUCAAGGGAAUGAAGAAUUCAGGCUGAUUUUGAUAAGUGGAUUCCAAUAUGAGGAAUAAAAAUAAGCCGAACAUUUGACCUGCUUUGAAGAAACGUACUGCCCAUUUGUCUAAAGUAGUCUAUAACAACCAAACCAAUCAAAAUGAAUUCAACAGUAUUUUCCCAGGUCGAAAAUCAUUCAAUCUACUAUAACUUUUCAAAGAAGAAUUCCCAGUUUUUGGCUUUUGAAGAUGAUGAUUGUCAUCUGCCCUUGGCCAUGAUAUUUACAUUAGCUUUAGCUUAUGGAGCUGUGAUAAUUCUUGGGGUCACUGGAAACUUGGCCUUGAUCAUAAUCAUCUUGAAGCAAAAGGAGAUGAGAAAUGUUACCAACAUCCUGAUUGUGAACCUUUCCUUCUCAGACUUGCUUGUUGCCAUCAUGUGUCUCCCCUUCACAUUUGUCUACACAUUAAUGGACCACUGGGUUUUUGGUGAGGCAAUGUGCAAGUUGAAUCCUUUUGUGCAGUGCGUUUCAAUCACUGUGUCCAUUUUCUCUCUGGUUCUCAUUGCUGUGGAAAGACAUCAGCUGAUAAUCAACCCACGAGGGUGGAGGCCAAAUAAUAGACACGCUUACGUAGGUAUUGCUGUCAUCUGGGUCCUUGCUGUGGUUUCUUCUCUGCCCUUCCUGAUCUAUCAAGUCUUGACCGAUGAACCAUUCCAAAACGUUACACUUGAUGCAUACAAGGGCAAGUACGUGUGCUUUGAUAAAUUUCCGUCAGACUCUCACAGGUUGUCUUACACCACUCUCCUCUUGGUGCUGCAGUAUUUUGGCCCACUCUGUUUUAUAUUUAUUUGCUACUUCAAGAUAUAUAUACGCUUAAAAAGGAGAAACAACAUGAUGGACAAGAUAAGAGACAGUAAAUACAGGUCCAGUGAAACCAAAAGAAUCAACAUCAUGCUGCUCUCCAUUGUGGUAGCGUUUGCAGUCUGCUGGCUGCCGCUUACCAUCUUCAACACUGUGUUUGAUUGGAACCAUCAGAUCAUUGCUACGUGCAACCAUAAUCUGUUAUUCCUGCUCUGCCACCUCACAGCAAUGAUAUCCACCUGUGUCAAUCCCAUAUUUUAUGGAUUCCUGAACAAAAAUUUCCAGAGAGACUUGCAGUUCUUCUUUAACUUUUGUGAUUUCCGGUCUCGGGAUGAUGACUAUGAAACAAUAGCCAUGUCGACCAUGCACACAGAUGUCUCUAAGACUUCUUUGAAGCAAGCAAGCCCGGUCGCAUUUAAAAAAAUCAACAGCAACGAUAAUGAAAAAAUCUAAAACUGCUGUAGCAUGUGGUUUCAUCUGACAUCUGUUUCAAAAGAAGCACAACCUGCAACAUACUUUCAAUACCUAUUCAACCAAGGAAUAGGGUUGAAAUCACUGAGGAAAGACCAGGAUUUUCUUGUCUUGCUUUUUACUGCUUUUGUUGUAGCUGUCAAAAUUACAUUUGGAACCAAAAUGUAUGGAUGUUGAAAUCUUCUGGCAAUAGUUUUGACCAGACAUUCUUGAAGUGCUUUUUGUAAACUUAUGCAUAUAUUGUAUUUAUUGGAACGAACUUUCUUUAAAGUAAUACUAU
This is a messenger RNA of Pteropus alecto (black flying fox), 1601 nucleotides long. It is a transcript of the gene NPY1R, whose product is annotated as neuropeptide Y receptor Y1. Gene Ontology annotation, cellular component: neuron projection; plasma membrane. The transcript has 2 exons. Gene Ontology annotation, molecular function: neuropeptide binding; neuropeptide Y receptor activity. Bases 152 to 1303 code for a protein of 383 amino acids. The record is from RefSeq and is a predicted model, not a curated record. Lineage: Eukaryota; Metazoa; Chordata; Mammalia; Chiroptera; Pteropodidae. Gene Ontology annotation, biological process: G protein-coupled receptor signaling pathway.